AUGAUCCUUAACCUUAAAAUUCCCAUUCCAUCCAAAACCUCAAAUCCCACAAAUACCCUAAAACCCCACCUUUCCCUUCCCGCCACCGUCACCGCCACAGCUGCCGCCGCCGACUCCGGCCUUAAUUUCCGGCAGAAACUUAUCUACCUCCAAUCCCUCAAUGUAAGUCCUACAAAAGCCCUCAAUGAAAACCCAAAUCUUCGUUCUGUUCCACUCUCCACCCUUUACUCCGUUACACACUGCCUCUCCUCCAUGGGCUUGGAAGCCUCUGCCCUCGGCCGCGUCUUGGAUAUGUACCCCUCGCUCCUCACCUCCGACCCAUACUCCGACAUUUAUCCUAUUUUCGAUUUCUUAUUGAAUACGGUUGAAAUCCCAUUUCCUGAGAUACGGAAAUCCAUAAUUCGGUGCCCCAGGCUGCUUGUUUCGAAUCCGGAAACUCAAUUAAAACCUACGUUUGAGUUCUUGACGCAAUUGGGUUUCACGGGCCCGAAUAAAUUAACCUCCCAAACAACAUUGUUGUUGGUUUCGAGUGUUGAGUUUACAUUAUUGCCAAAGAUUGAGUAUUUAGUGGAAUUAGGGUUUGAGUAUGAUGAGGUUAGGAAUAUGGUGUUGAGGUCGCCAGGGUUGUUGACAUUUAGCGUAGAGAAUAACUACAAGCCGAAAGUGGAGUAUUUCUUGAAUGAAAUGGAUGGGGAUUUGGAGGAAAUAAAGAAGUUUCCCCAAUACUUCUCGUAUAGUUUGGAGCGAAAAAUAAAGCCACGCCACCGGAUUUUAAUGGAGCUUGGGUUUCCGAUGCAGUUAUCUGAUAUGUUGAAGGUAAGUGAUGGGGAGUUCCGUGCACGAUUCCUAAGCAUUUUUCUGGGUUCAAGCAUUGUUGAUGCGUUCAUGGCUAUGCAUAGUUUUACUGCUGGAUUCAAAUUCAAGACUUGUGAAUUCUUUGGGUCUGAUUUUUGUAACUUCAUUAAUGAUCAUCCAUUUAACACUAUAAAUGUAUAUUCGAUCUGCAUUGACAUAUCAGAGCCAUUGAACUUGACCAGUUUAAUGGGAAGCCUAUAA
Molecule: messenger RNA, 1056 nt
Organism: Fraxinus pennsylvanica
Lineage: Eukaryota; Viridiplantae; Streptophyta; Magnoliopsida; Lamiales; Oleaceae
Source: the annotation of a GenBank genome assembly